AUACCAAAAAGAAAUCUCAUCCAUAGAACAAAGAUCGAACUGGUCCAAUCCAAUUUUUAUGCGACAAAAAUCAUAAACCACAGGGAGUUUUUGUUGCUCGAAUAGUCAAACUACAUAAUCGUAAUUACUCUUUCAAUUUUGUUGUACUUUUCAUAAGUUAAAACAUAUUUUUCUAACUAUUCACGAUUUUUUUGUAUUGUUUAACCACCAGUGAUGUACGAUCACUGGUGGUUAAACAAUACAUUCACGUUUUAUAUGUAGACAUUGAUACUGAGUUCAAUAUUAUCAUUCAAUUCUUGCACACUUGUUUUAAAACAUUUAUUAGUAGCUGAAGCUUAAAACUAGUGUUUGUAAUAAAUAUUCAUCAACGUUAUGCCGACGUGUAUUAAUAAAUAUAAUCUUUUUCAUGUAAAGUAUCGAAUGGUUUUUUCAACUAUGAAUUAAUUCAACACGUAAAUCAGCAAAUUUAAGUGUAAUGGUGAUGUCGUUGAAAACAGAUCGUUAGAAAAAAGAACAUUAGUUAAAAUUUAUCUACAGUUGGAUAAAUUUUAACUAACGAAGUUUUUAAUUCAUCCGAAUGUACUCUCUAAAAGAAUGGUGUUCUUUCCAAAGCACAAAAAAAAUCAGUUUUUCAAAAACUGAAGAACAUCUUUUUUUAAAGCGUUAUGAUCAAAACGAUUAAGAAAAACUGAUAAUGCUGCUGGACCACGUUUUUUAUACUCGAAGCAAUAAUUCGGCAUGCGUUGGAAUUGAAAUCGAUGUUCAAUCUUCCUUGAAGUCAAUGAUUUAUGCGGUUUAUCAAUAUAAAAUCUCGUAUAUACAUACGACAAUCAACUAUAAUCACCUCAUGAAUCACCAAGUUUUUUUGAUCAACCUUCGGAGCUAUAAUGAAUAAACGAAACACGCCUGAUUAGUUAAAAAGCUACGCUUUAUAUCUUCAGUAACUAUCGGACGUAUUGUUAUGGACGACCGAAAUCGAAUUUUUAGAUUGCAAGAUAAUCAUGAUAGAAGUUUGUCGAAUCGUGUAGGAGUAGUUGAUGGACUGAGGAAAAAAACGCCAAAACAACAGAAUUCGCUCCGUAUUAACACUUUACUGUGGAUCUUAUAUUUGAAGCGUAAUAAAGAUAUUGCAAAACUAUAUAGAAAUUUUUUAAUUUGAGCCGAUCUUGAAGCGAUUCAAAUUGUUCGAUCAAAUUGGUCAAGCGAAUUUGAUUUCAAAAUUUUAGUCCAUUCAGACCUUAAACAAGUUGGAUCAUUUUGACUUCUGCUACAGAUCCUCAUAGGUCUCAGAGGAUUUGCUUUAAGUAUAAUUUUAUCAAAAUACAUAUGUCAAGACAAAUGUAUUUUCAACACUGCUUUCGGAAGAUUAUCAAACAAAAACAAAUCACUUAUACACUGUUAGUCAUUUCACUUUUUAAAAUAAUACAAAAUCUGGUAGAAAAAUAAGUUAUAUUAAGCAAACGGUGUAAUCAUUUUAAUGAGAUACAGGUCUGCGUAGUUAGGCUAUAUCAAUCGACAAACAUUUAUGUGCUCAUCAUCCUCUUUGGCAUUAUCAAUCAUGUAGAUAAUUGUUCUGUUGUGUAAAGCAAUCGUUUGGCAAACCUGACAUUCUCGUGUUAUAAACAUAUACGAUCAUAGGAAGAAAAAAUAAUAAUUCAUUAUACUAGACACAGUGAUAUCCUAUAAAUGUUUAUAGGCAUGACGCUAACCUGCAGAUUAAUUACUUUCAUCUUUGUAUGUAAGGUAAUUUGUUCUUGAUGAUCACAUAUCUAUCAUUGACCAUAUGCAUAUCAUUUACAUCAACAUUUAAUGUAAAUAUAAUAGAGUAUAGUAGAAGAAUAAUAAUCUAUUUUGAUAGAAUAAAUAAUAAUAUACUUGCAACUUCGUUCUUUUUUUUCUUCUCCAUGUACAGAUGACAACAUCAAAUAGAGUGUAGUGAUCAACAUUAUUAAUUAAACUACCCACCUUCUUCUCUAAGGAAAUAGUAUAAUCAUUUUAUUGUUAUUUCUACUUUCUGAAAACACCUUUAUGAUUGCUUCCUAAAAGUGUAUACUAAAAAUAUUUUCUAUUUUUCAAAAAUAGUCAAUCAAUAUUCAAAAGUUUUUACCAUCCCUGUACAACGAAAGAAUACCUAAAAUCUUAAAUUUUCAUAGAUAUUACAAAAAAUAUCCUACAUUUCUUUGACUAUCCAUUUUUGAAAAUCUAUAAAGGUUAACUUUGUAUAUAAUUUCUGAAUAGUUUUUCAGAAUGUUGUCGAUCAUCUACCAUCAUAUAGUCAUAUAUUUCUAAAUAUUUUUGUUUCAACCAUCUGUAUGUUCUUCAAUGAUAUAUGUUCUUAUAAUUGUUUUAAAGAUGUAUGUUUACAAUUAUUGAAGUUGAUCGUUUUUCACUGUGGGUUGUACAUAGUUUACACGCCAUGAUCAACUCUCUAUUUAUUGUCAAUUUUUUCCAUUCGUGAACAAAAGAUUUCCAAAAAUAAAAUUGUACUUAAUUGUCUGUUUUCUCUGCUCAUUUCCUGAUCAAGAUUGUCAGCAUAAGACACGUGUCGAAUAAGCCUAUUAACUAUGUGUGCACAGCCACAUCUUUUUCUUUCGGAAAUUAUUAUAUUUUGACGACGACAUGAAAUGAAUAAAGAUUAGAAAUAGAAUAGAUAGAGACAGAUAUAAUCAAAUAUAGUAGAGAGAAAAGAGAAUAAAAAUUUUUAACCAAUAGAAAAAAGAGCUCAAUUUUUAUAUUGAUUGGUUCAUGUCUGCUAUUAGUCAAACAUUAUUUCUUAUCGAAGUGCCCCUAUCGGAUAAAACUCUUCUUAAAAGUAAUUUUUUAUUUAUUUUUUCAGAAACCUUAUCAAAAUAUCAUUUUUGUGUAAUAUUGGCUCUACAAAUUCUCUUGGAACAAAACAUAUACUUAUGAUUGGAAAAGCGUUUGAUGUUGAGUCACUUUUAAGAAAAUCGCCUGUUUCAUUACCAUCAUUCCAACAGCAACAACAUAAAUUAGAGAAAAAUUUUAUCAAACAAAACAACGAAUCUUUUUAUCAUAAUGAUUGUGUUGAUGGCAGAAACACAAAUAGUAGUAAAAGUAGUAAAACAAUUUUUAUGAAUAUGAGAGAUUUAUCAACCACCGCAACGGUGUUAAAAAAAACAAAACGGCGAUCACGUGCUGCAUUUUCACAUGCUCAAGUCAUUGAAUUAGAACGUCGAUUUGGUCAACAAAAAUAUUUGUCAAGUAGCGAACGUGCAGAACUUGCAUCAAUGUUGAAUUUAUCCGAAACUCAGGUAAAAAUUUGGUUUCAAAAUCGUCGAUAUAAAGCAAAACGAAAACAAUUAUUACAACAAGCUGCUCAUAGUCGACAUGUUCCUGUCACCGUUCUUGUCUAUGAAAAUCAUUCAUUUCAACAGGCUUAUUCACGUAAACCAACAUUAAUUCCAUCUAUGCCAUUAUUAAUGCAAUGA
Molecule: messenger RNA, 3449 nt
Organism: Didymodactylos carnosus
Lineage: Eukaryota; Metazoa; Rotifera; Eurotatoria; Philodinida; Philodinidae
Source: the annotation of a GenBank genome assembly